Molecule: messenger RNA, 6722 nt
Organism: Seriola aureovittata
Lineage: Eukaryota; Metazoa; Chordata; Actinopteri; Carangiformes; Carangidae
Gene: prdm2a
Product: PR domain containing 2, with ZNF domain a
Exons: 4
Coding region: 293-4573 (1426 amino acids)
Biological process (GO): regulation of transcription by RNA polymerase II
Cellular component (GO): nucleus
Molecular function (GO): DNA-binding transcription factor activity, RNA polymerase II-specific; RNA polymerase II transcription regulatory region sequence-specific DNA binding
Source: RefSeq, a predicted model, not a curated record
CUGUAACGUGCCCGCGAUUAUAACAGUCGGCAUUCGUAACGGUGGUGUCGAACAUAGUAUCCUAAAUGUAGCCAGAGCUUGCGAGCUAGCAUUGUGGCUAGCAGUAUAUUGUUAGUGCUUUCCUGUCGAUAACCGCUGAUUUCUUUCACCUGCAGAAAAUCGAGACAACCCUGUGUGUUCAUCUGUCAAACAAAACAUGGCUUCUUCUCUACACUGACCAUUAAAAUGGUGUAACGGUCAGAGUCUUGUGUGAAAGACGUUCUUCAGAGAACUGGAUCAACCUCCACAGAAGAUGGAGGACUCUCCUCACUUGUACUUUUCUGAAUUUGGAGAUAAUGAGGAUGUAGAGGAGGAGGAGGAGGAGGAGGAGGAGGAGGAGGAAGAGGAAGAAGAAGAAGAAGAAGGAGAAGAAGAGGAGGAGGAAGAUAUUUAUCAAGAGGAAACUAACAUGGAACCAGACAUGAUUAGGUCUCUAAACACAGAUAUUCAUAAACAUCCCAAUCAGGAUACAGAGAGAGUCUGGGACUCUUUUCCCUGCCAGCACUGUGAAAGACAUUUUACCAGCAAACAAGGCUUGGAAAGACACAUGCACAUCCACGUUUUGGCAAACAAUGAGGCACAUGCAUACAAAAGCAAUAAGAGCAACAUGUCUUUUGGUUCAAAUGUAGGUCAGCUGCAGCAUGAGAAGAUGAAGACUCUGGAUUCGGGAAGUCCAGUCAUGCAACGUCAUACUUCUUCCCCCACAAGCUCUAACACCUCCAGUUUGUCUGCUGAAGACCACAUUGCUCAGCCAGACAAACAGGGAGCAUUAGACAGCCAUCAUGCUUGCAAGUACUGUGAAAAGAUAUUCACAACAUAUACCAACAAGCGACGACAUGAGCGCAGGAUCCACGAGCAGCACCUGCAACUCCCAUCUGUAGAAAAUACCCAGAUGCCCCAGGAGGAAAGUCUUCAGAGGAUUUUCACUGAAACGUCUCAACAGGAAACACAGCUUGGUGACAAUCCAGCACCUGCAGCUGUUGAGAAUGAAGGGGAACACAUAGAACAGUACAUGCUAGAUAUCUCUAGUAAUAUUUCAGAGAAUCUCAGCUUUUACAUUGAUGGAAAGAUAGUGUCGACAAGUACAGUGAGUAGCUGUGAAGCAGCUGAGGUUCAUUCAGGGUCUUCAACUUUAGUGGGACUGGAUGCCCUGAUUCUAGACCCCACCCAAAUCAGCCAGGUUUUAAAUACAGAUUCAGUUACAGGCAAAGAGAUUCCUGGUCAACCACUGGCUAAGAGAAGAACAGCAACACCACCUCUUUUACCACAAAUAAAAACUGAACUGGAGUCUGAGGUCGUGGUGUCCUCUUCGUCAUCAUCACUUGUAUCUUCUUUAAUCGAGAAUCUACUCCCUCAGAACACAGAGUCCACAGUCGUGCAGAAAGAAAGAACAGUGUUCCUGUCUCCUAAGCUGAAGCAGCUCUUGGAGAAGCAGGACGGCCUUAAACCUACACUUGCCCUGAUCACAGAUGGCCAGAAGCCUUGUUCACCUGUCUCUCUCUCUGUCCUGCCUACUGCAACAGGAAGGUUUAAAAGAAGGACCGGAUCUCCAACAAGCUCUCCACAGCAAAAUCCAACAUCUAAUGAGGAAACACCAGCAUCAGAUACAGGCAAUUUUGAUGCUGUGAAUACAGGACAGACGGAGACUCAGCAGAUCUCACCUGUGCACCUCACAGCCAGUGAGAAGGAUGACACAACACCAUCUGUAGAGGAUCCAGCAGUGAAACCUGUCUUGACAGAGAGCUGGCCCCCCAUGACUGGUGGCAAUUCCUGUAACCAGCAACCACUGGAUCUCUCUAAUACAAUUAAAAGAAAUGAAGAUGUAGCUCUAGCUGAUGCUGUGCUGGAUUUGAGUUUGCAAAAAAAGAGCCUAGGUGAAUCUGAACUGACAUUAAAUUUAGUUUCACAAACAGCUUUAAAAGAAGAACAAACAAAUAUAUGUAUGGUGGAGGAAGCCUUAAUGAAUAUUGGAAAGCAAAAUGAAAGCCUAGGGAAUCCUGAGGCUCCUUUAGUCACAGACUUCACCAUAGUCUCAGGUUCAGAUAUGGUGACCCCAGUGGAACCUGUUGCAGAAGGUCUUGUGUAUGGACUCGCCCUACCCCCCAAUUCUCUGACUCCAUCUUCUGCCUCCCUUACCCCAGUUACCUUGCAGCCAGCUUCGCCGUGCACUAUAGCAUUUGCUUCCCCAGCCUCACACACUGUGGUCUCUACUGCUCCUUCAUUAAUCACAGUUUUGGCGCCACCACAACCUAUUUCUAACCCUUCAAGCCAACCAAUCCAGGUAUUAGCCCCAAAUAUAUCCCCUGAGCCCUUGGUAAUCUGCUCAGAAAAUGCAUUAAAUUCUUCAGAGUGUGAUUUAACUACUGCAUUUGCAACAACAAAUUCUGCAAACCUUGUCACACUCUCCCAACCCCUUGAUCCAACUUUAAAUCUACCAGGCCACAUGUUUCUCACUGAUCAGAUUGCUCUAAAUCCACCUAUAGUUGACUCCGCUCCUGUGUCUGAGGUGCCGUUCUCACCAACUGUAACUUUAAAUGACUCCCUCAUCAACUCUUAUAACAUUACCAGCAACACAGUGUUGAUCGAGUGCACAAUAGCUCUUGAAGCCCCAGGUAGUGUAGUCCCUGCUGGAAUUACCUUACAGGAAAACACUCCUGAGGCUCCAGCACCUACACAAAUGGUUGUUAAUCAUAUAGAACAGCAACAGAUUGUUUCAGUGCCCAACCCUCAAACUGUGGACCCCACUAUUCUUGUGUCCUCCAUCACAGAAUCAGUAACUCUGUCCACCACCACCACCUCAGUGGUAUCUAAUUGUCAUUCUGUGGGUGAAUCAAGUCCCAUCGCAGAACCUGUUGUUAAUGCAGAGCCACCAGGCACAAAAGAGGAAGAAGCUGCUGACAGUACUGUUUGCAUACCCGAAAUACCAUCUAACACCUCACCCCCCUCUGAGAAAGCUGAAGAGGACGAAUCCUCAAAUAACACACCAAAUGAUGCACAACAGCAGACUUUCACCAAGAAUUUCAUCUGCAAUGUGUGUGAUAAGCUUUUCCAUUCAAUGAAAGAACUAGGCCAUCAUGUAGGUGACCAUGCUGAUGAAUGGCCCUACAAAUGUGAAUUCUGCGUGCUGCUCUUUGGCAAGCCCUCUGCUUUGCUUGACCAUCGAUCAAGCCUCCACGGUGUUGGCAAGACUUAUGUUUGCAGUGCAUGUACAAAAGAAUUUGUCUACCUUUGCAAUCUGAAACAGCAUCAGGAGGAAUUACAUCCUGGCCAGCAGUGUACAUACACCGAAGAAGAAAAGGGAAAACUAAGACCUCAGAACUACAACAAUGCAACAAAGGUCAACACAGAGUCUUCAGUGCACGAUGUUCCAGAGGAACCCAAGAAAUUGGUGAAAAAGGAGGAAGGUGAAGUAGAUGUAGGUGCUGAAGAGCUGUUUACAACAAUUAAAAUCCUGGCCUCAGAUGGAGGCAAAAUCAAAGGGCCUGAUGUUCGUCUUGGCAUUAACCAGCACUAUCCCAGCUUCAAGCCUCCUCCAUUUCCUUACCAUAACAGAUCACCUGCUGGCUCAGUGGCUUCAGCCACAAACUUUACCACCCACAACAUCCCACAAACCUUUAGUACAGCUAUUCGGUGCACCAAGUGUGGAAAGAGCUUUGAUAACAUGCCAGAGCUACACAAGCAUAUCCUGGCUUGUGCAAAUGCCAGUGAUAAAAGGCGAUACACACCCAAAAAGAAUCCUAUACCUCUACGCCACUUUGCAAAAACUCAGAAUGGAGUGCUGUCGACUACAAAUUCUACUAAUGGACUAAAUGCUUCAAACAGAGCCAGCCAGUCAAACAGGUCCAAACCUAACCAAGAAUCGCCAGUAAAGAUGAAAUUCAAAGUGCUGAACAAAAGGAAGAAAAAGUUGGUCCAAAGGGUUAUGCCACAGAGGAACAAGUCAGUCUCCUCAUCAAAUAAAGUGUCGUCUGCACCAGUGCAUGAGCAGCAGGAGAUUUUUGUGUGCCCACACUGUAGCAGGGAGUUCACAAUGCGUCGCAGCAGAACCAAACACAUGGCUGUCUGCCCCAAGAAACCUAAAGAGGCAAAGAAAAGGAAAGAGGGAGGAAUCUCUGUGACAAAGGAGAAUGAUGGACACCUGCAUAGAGGUGUUUCUCAUGUUGAAGAGAAACAACAACGAGCCUCACCUCAACAUAAAACCAGAUUCCAGACUUCUGGCCCCGCUAAGAGGCCUGCCAUCCUACCAGUGCAGACUGUCUUCUCAAACAAAAGAAGUAAAAUAAUCAUAAAAGAAAGCAAGCAGCCAACACAAGAGACACAAACUCUGAAUGAACUUCCAAUUGUUCGCACUUUCAACCCCUCUAUGCGACAGUAUAGCAGAGUGCAGCAAAGUGUCAAAGGAAUUCCCAUUAAAAUCACUAUAGUGAAACCACAACAGACUGCACCACAGAAGGAUGAGCUGCCUCCUAGCCAGAGCCAAGAAGAAGAAUCCGGAGGCGUUACCAGCAGCUCUGAGCAGAGCGCUACAGCUUGAAGACUACUCCACGCCCCCCAGAGGAUCAGCAGGACGCUGCUGUAUGGCUCUCCUCAAACAUCUUCAGCCAUACUAAAGGGAGAUUACUGCUAAUCACACUGUAAACUGCAUAGAUUGCAUUAUUCUGUACAAUAACAAUGACUGAAUCCAGGACGGAUAAAACAGAUGACUGAGGACACAUCAGUGAGUGGAUGUGUAUUUGAAUGCUUUUGUAGUAGCUUGGAGUUUUGUAAAUUUCCCCUUCGUUUCAUAAACCUUCUGUCAACUGCUUGGAUUUGCACUUUGAAGUUAAUCUGACAGCUACAUGUCACACAGGUGUGUUAUUUAGAGAGGAUGACAGGUGGCAAUCAUUUUCAGCAUGCAUUUGCACUUUUCCUUAUCUGUUGUCUGUGGCCUUUUGGUUUAAACUCUUACUGCAUGCUGUCAGCUUGCACUACAGCUACAUUCAUGUGGGGUUGAUUAUGUUGCAAUUAGGCCUUAAACAAUGAAUCUAGUGUUGGUCUGAUUGACAGUUACUAGUAUAAUUACAUGGAAGACACAUUAAGAUUUGAAAUGCGAGAUUCCAGAAUCAUAGAAAAGUAACAAGCUCUAUAGUACAGUGUGACAUUGGCCACAAGCUACCUGUCUAAAUUCUGAAUAUCAGCACUGUUGAUUACUGUUAAGGAAGUCAAUGUUAUCAUUAUUCGUGUGAAUGUAAGACUUAGUAGAUUUAAUGCUAUAGCCUUUUCAAAUCAAAACUGUUUCAUUAUGUGAUUGGCCCAGUUGCUAUGUAUUUGUAUGAGAGAUUUGAGUGCUGUUUUUUUUUGUGCCAUCAGAAUUAUAUGAUGUGGCUGAAUGUGGCAUUUAAAUGAAGAGUAAACAGCUCAGUAAAGUUCAGUGUUUUCCACAUGAAUUUAUUUUGGUGGUAGUUACAUUCAACCCCACUUUAACAGAUUUAUUUGUAUAUUUGCUGAAAAUGCAGAUGUGCAGUUAAAUGUAAAAAAACUUCCCUAAAGAACAUUAGUUUGUGAAUGCAAUGCAAUGUUCCUUUGAAUGCUAAUCUCAUAUUGUAGAUUUUCAAACAAUAGGCCACCAGAAAUAAAUUCUCACCUUUGGGAAACACUGCACUUUGAUGUGUUUACACUGUAAUCCCAAACAGAAGUAAUUUACUGUUCUGUACAUCUUGGAUACAUCAUUGCAACUUUUACAAUAACAAGUGUUCAGUCUUAAACAGCACUGACACAGCUUGGCUUCAUUUCCUCUGAAAUCAUUUCCUCUGAAAUCCUCAAAUAUUUCCAGUAGUCAGGUUUUCUGUUAGGCUUUAUUUUGCACCUUUUCUACAAACCUCUGUCGAAAUCUGAUUUUGUGUGGGUCGCCCCCCCCCCCAUUUAAUGACUAAAAAUAUUCAUAUUAGAAGUACAGUCUGUUUAGGUCUUUGUCAUCAUUAGCACACAUGCACUUCAUAAUUGCUUAUAAUCUGUAUCAGUUGUCAGCAGUUCAUUGUGUGAAGUGUGUAUAAUGAAUUCCAACAUGUAUAAAUCACAAAAUGGAGAUGUUAGAUUAAUUAUGGGGUCAUUUCUGCUGAAACCCUGUAGGAACAUAUGAAAAUGUUUGUGGCAAGUUGUCACUAAUCUCAAAGAAUGAGUGUAACGCAUUGUAUCUGUAUGAUUUCAGUUUUUAUAAGCUACUAGCUUGAAGUUACAGUGCUAUACAGGGUACUUAUUUAAUCAUGAUUGAACCGAGUUAUAUUAAUUUGGACAAACUAAAACUUGACAGUGGUCUGUAUCUGAAAGAGUAAUGGUACUUCAAUUUUACAUUUUUGCCUUUUCAGCCCUCGCUGGUAACAUUUCUUUCAUUCAGACAGACUGUAAUGUGUAGGAUGUACAGGAUGGUUUGGGAGACUGUUAUUUAACUGUGAAAAGUGCUUGUAGCAUUUCGAAGUGUAAAUUGAGUCAUGUAUAUUUAUUAAUAAUUUAAAAUCACGUUAUCAAUCUUGGAACAGUUUCUCUCUAUGAUUUGCACUAAAGUUUUCUUCAAGCGAGAGUUCAAAAUAAAUGGAGAAUGUUAAGGUUAUAUGUGAAGUUUGUGUAAAGCUUUCUUUACUAAACCAACCGAGCUAAUGACAUUAUUGGAGGUGUGUGAAUUAAUAAAUAGAUUUGAUUUUGGGAAA